UGAGGUCGGCUGCGUAUUUCGGGCUGUGACACAUAGUAGAUAUGUUUAUGUCGGCCCCUCUCUUUUCCGCCGACUCGCAAAUCGUCUAUCCUUGUUCAUCCGUGAGCAGUUGUAUCGUUGGUGAACAUCGCCGACCAAAGCCGGGUCCCGGUAAAUCUGUCUGCCACUGUCAGUCGCGCAGUUUCAACGUUAGAAUCUAAAAGUCCAUUCGGUUUCUUGCAACUACUACGCGAUACGGUCUAUCUUCGUGUUAGGAACAGUGUCAUUGAUCCGAUCAGAUUAAUUGCACACCAAAGGAAAUUGAUAUCGCCUGCAUAGUUUUGCAAUGGGCCGAAGCAAAUCCACGGAACCGGAAGAGUCUGCGAUGGGCUUCAAGGACAAGCAGAAGGCCUUGGACACGCUGAAGGCUUUGGAAGGUCGUGAUAUCAGUUAUCAGUACCACGUGAUCUCUAGUUUCGUGAGUCGCUCGAAACGGACGCUGCAGAUCACCAGAGACGAGGAGAAGCUGGCCAAUCUUCGCGAGGCUUUGAAAGUGUUCGAGGAUUGGUUGACUGAUUACAAGGAGAACAAUCGCAGCAAAGAAAACCUUGCUUAUUUGCCAAUCGAGACUAUAAAAGGCUUCAGGAAUCUUGCCAAAGAGUACGAUGUUCUGGAGGAGGAAUUCUACAACGCGUACAAGAAGGAGAAAGGCGAUUACAAAGGUCUGCGUGCUGUUAAAAUUCCAAGCGGAGAGACCACUUGGGACAUCGAAAGGAAUCGAAGGUUGAAGGAGAUCAUCGAUAAGAUCAAACAGAAGCACAUGCAAUGGUACGAGACCGAUGUGGGUCUCUUCCGGGGACUCCCAACCAAGGAACACGUUCAGUGCAUCUUGCUGGGCUAUAGUCCAGAACCGACCAAGUUGAAGAAACUCAUGACCCAGGUGGAAGAAAAAUUUCCAUCUGAGAAUAACGAAGACAUGGAGGUUGAUAAAGAUGACAAGGGUAAAAGCGUGAAAAGAAGAUACAGCAGUUCGUCCAGCAACGAAGAGGAGGAGGACAACGAACCGAAAAAAAAGGUAGCGAAACAUUCAUCUGAAGAAGAGAAGACUGAAAAGGAGGAAAGCGGACUCAGUUUCAAAGAUAAGGAGAAAGCUUUGCUGAGUAUAGAAUCGUUGGAGGGCAGGGACGUAAGUUAUCAGUAUCAUGCGAUCACUGGCCUGGUGAAAAGGGCUGAGCGGGUGAUAUCGUGCACAAAGGACGAGCAAAAGAUCAAGAACAUGAAGGAAGCCGUGGAAGUGUUCGAGAAUUGGAUCACGGAUUAUAACGUGAAUGGCCGAGCUAAGGAGAACUUCAAUUAUUUACCCAUUGACUUGGUGCAAGCCUUCAAGCCGUUGGCCGACAGAUACAAAAUCGAAGACAAUGGAUUUCUUAAAGCGUAUGAGGAAGUGGAGGGAGAUUACAAGAAGCUGAGGAACGUUCAAGUACCAGACUCGAGUGUUACUUGGGACAUAGAAAGGAAUAAGAAUUUACGAAGUCUAGUAGACAGAAUCAAAGAAAAGAAUAUUCAAUGGUUCGAGACAGACGAAGAACUUUGUGGUUUUCCAAGCGAAGAACAUACUCGAUGUAUAAUGUGGGCAUUCAGUCACGACGCUGGCAAACUCAAAAAACUUGUGCCUACCCUGGCUGAAAAGCUAAAAUCUUAAACAAAAUUAUCCUACGAAUACGUAUUAAUAUCCACAACUUAUAUACUUAAGUUACCAUUAUAUGUACAAAACAUUUUAGUUGUAUUUUUGUUCAACGAUACUGAUAAUAAAGAUAAUUUAUUUUCAAUA
Bombus impatiens (common eastern bumble bee) is the source of this 1810-nucleotide messenger RNA. RefSeq lists its product as uncharacterized. The coding region runs from base 326 to 1681 and encodes 451 amino acids. The record is from RefSeq and is a predicted model, not a curated record. The transcript has 4 exons. Lineage: Eukaryota; Metazoa; Arthropoda; Insecta; Hymenoptera; Apidae.